Molecule: messenger RNA, 3989 nt
Organism: Hibiscus syriacus
Lineage: Eukaryota; Viridiplantae; Streptophyta; Magnoliopsida; Malvales; Malvaceae
Product: auxin response factor 6-like
Exons: 14
Coding region: 1036-3795 (919 amino acids)
Biological process (GO): response to hormone; regulation of DNA-templated transcription
Cellular component (GO): nucleus
Molecular function (GO): protein binding; DNA binding
Source: RefSeq, a predicted model, not a curated record
UGUAAUUCAUUCAUCAAGCGUUCAAGUGGGGAACUCUUUCUCUAAUAAACAAUCAUCUGACACUUUCUCUGUGAAAACCCUUUGCCCUUUUUCCAAUUUCUUCUUUGUAUUUGUUUCAUGGUAUACAGAGGAAAGACAGCCCAAAGGGGAAAAAGAAAAAAAGUAAUGGCGGUCGUAUAUGUUCAUUGAUUGGUGGAGCAAUAUCAAAGCAAUAGAGGGAAAAAAGAGAGGGAAAGGUGAAGAAAGCAAACAGCGAAGGCAAAGAGCAGUAAACAGUUCAAGUAGUCAGCAGCACGAAACUCUUUCCUCUUUCCUUUCAUUUCCUUUUUUUUCCUCUUCCCGUUACACAUCACCUAGUGAAAAAUCUCUGUAAAACAUAUAUUCUUCUGAACCAAAACUAAUAUAUAAAUGCCCAAUACUUCCUAUAAAACACUUAGACUGUACAAAGGAGAGUGCCCCAAAUGCAAAAAUAGUAGAUGUGCUUGUAUUUGUGAUUUGUGAGUGAGAAUAAAGAUCUGGGCUUUUUCUUUUGUUUUCAAAAAAAGGAACUUGGUGGUGAAAUCUGUUGGGUGUUUUUGGUUGCUGGGGGUUAGUGGUUUACAAGCUUCGAGGAACUCAAGGAGAUAAAAGCUGUUGUUUUGUUGUCACACUUUAAGGAUCAAUAGUCUCUGUUUUUUUGGGAGCUGAAAUGUGGGGUUAAAGUGCUGGAAACAUAGAAAAAGAGAAGACUAUGUUGUUUUAACAUUAAGGUUCUGGAUCAAGAGAAAGAGCACUUGGUUAUUUUCUUUUGGGUGGGGAAGAAGAAGAUAGGAGGCGGAUGAGGCUGAAAGCGAUUGUCUUUUGUAGUAAAACCGGUUUCGGUUGAAUAAAAAAGACAACUGUUGGGGCUGUGUUCUUUGUUCUGUUUUUUUAAAGCCUUUUGCUCUAUUGGAGUAAAAAGAAAGGUUUUGGAGGGCUUUGGUCUGGUUAAAGGAGGGGUUUUGGGGAGGUGAUCCUUUUUUCUCUUGAGGGUCGAAACUUAUCUAGAAAAGAAAAAUGAGACUUUCUUCAGCAGGUUUCAAUCCACAACCUCAGGAAGAUCCCGCAGGGGAAAAGAGAGUGUUGAACUCUGAGCUUUGGCAUGCAUGUGCGGGGCCUCUUGUUUCUCUACCUCUUGUUGGAAGUAGGGUUGUUUAUUUCCCACAGGGCCACAGUGAACAGGUAGCUGCAACAACCAAUAAGGAAGUAAAUGCCCACAUACCAAACUACCCGAGCUUACCCCCGCAACUUCUUUGUCAGCUUCAUAAUGUUACCAUGCAUGCAGAUGUUGAAACGGAUGAAGUAUAUGCACAAAUGACCUUGCAACCAUUGACUCCGCAAGAACAAAAGGAGGCUUAUCUACCCGCAGAAUUGGGCACUCCCAGCAAACAGCCAACAAAUUAUUUCUGCAAAACGUUAACAGCCAGUGACACAAGUACUCAUGGAGGGUUCUCUGUUCCUCGCCGCGCAGCUGAAAAAGUGUUUCCUCCACUGGACUUCUCCCAGCAGCCUCCAGCUCAAGAGUUGAUUGCAAGGGACUUGCAUGAUAAUGAAUGGAAAUUUAGGCAUAUAUUUCGGGGCCAGCCCAAAAGGCACCUCUUGACAACAGGAUGGAGUGUAUUUGUAAGUGCUAAAAGACUAGUUGCGGGUGAUUCAGUGCUUUUUAUCUGGAAUGAAAAAAAUCAAUUACUUCUUGGAAUCCGACGAGCUAAUCGACCUCAAACUGUAAUGCCUUCUUCAGUCUUAUCAAGCGAUAGCAUGCACUUAGGGCUUCUUGCUGCUGCUGCUCAUGCAGCUGCGACAAAUAGUCGGUUCACUAUAUUUUAUAACCCAAGGGCUACUCCAUCAGAAUUUGUCAUACCUAUCUCAAAAUAUAUCAAAGCUGUCUAUCAUACUCGAGUGUCUGUUGGUAUGCGUUUUAGAAUGCUGUUUGAAACAGAAGAAUCAAGUGUUCGUCGUUACAUGGGGACGAUAACUGGCAUAAGUGACUUAGAUCCUGUUCGGUGGCCAAAUUCACAUUGGCGAUCAGUCAAUGUUGGCUGGGAUGAAUCAACAGCUGGUGAAAGGCAGCCAAGAGUUUCCUUAUGGGAGAUUGAACCGUUGACAUCAUUCCCAAUGUAUCCAUCUCCAUUUCCAUUAAGGCUUAAGCGCCCAUGGCUUCCAGGAUUACCUUCUUUCAAUGGAAUCAAGGAUGAUGAUCUAGGCAUUAGUUCUAUGUGGCUACAAGGAGAUGCAGCGCAAGGAAUGCAGCAUCUGAAUUUUCAAGGGAUUGGAGUUACACCAUGGAUGCAGCCAAGGCUAGAUGCCUCCAUGAUGGGUUUGCAAACUGACAUGUACCAAGCUAUGGCUGCUGCUGCAUUGCAAGAGAUGAGAACCGUGGAUCCUUCCAGAUCAGCAACUACUUCCCUUCUGCAUUUCCUGCAACCCCAGAAUAUCUCCUGCAGGCCUGCUGCUCUGAUGCAGCCCCAGAUGCUGCAGCAGUCUCAACCUCAGGCCGUACUUCCGGAUGUUGUUGAAGACAACCAGUCUCAAACUCAGCCACAUCUACUUCAGCAACAAUUGCAACAUCAGAAUUCGUUUAGUAACAAACAGCAACAGCAGCAGCAGCAUCCAUUGUUUAAUGGCCAACAACAACAUCAGGCCCUGCAUCCGCUGUUUACUACAAACCAACAGCAACAGCAGCCACAGCAUGCACUGUCACAGCAGCAGCAGCCACAGCAUAUUUCUAGUGCAGUGUCUGGCAUAUCGGUGUAUGCUUCAGCCUCUCAAUCCCAAUCAUCUCCAUUGCAACCCAUACCUUCACUAUGCCAACAACAGAGCUUUUCUGAUUCUAUUGGGAACCCUGUGGCCAGCACUGUCGUUUCACCUUUGCAUAGUCUUUUGGGUUCCUUCCCCCAAGAUGAAUCUUCCAAUCUGCUCAACUUGCCACAAACUAACCCCGUAGAAACUUCUGCUGCAUGGCCAUCUAAGUGGGCUGCUGUUGAUGUUCUCUCAUCCGGGUCUCCACAGUGUGUUCUACCACAGGCGGAACAGUUGGGGCCAUCCCAAAUGAACAUGUCUGGAAACUCUAUCUCAUUGCCUCCUUUUCCCGGCAGGGAAUGCUCGAUAGACCAAGGGGGUACAGAUCCACAGAGCCAUCUCUUAUUUGGUAUUAAUAUAGAGCGUUCAUCUGUUCUACUGCAGAAUGGGAUGACAGGCCUUAGGGGAGUUGGCACUGAUAGUGAUUCCACUUCUCUACCCUUCUUUUCUAAUUAUAUGAGUACUGCAGGGACUGAUUUUUUCAUUAAUCCAGCAAUGACACCUUCAAGUUGCAUUGAUGAAUCUGGAAUCUUGCAGUCUCAGGAAAAUGUGAGCCAAGGAAACCCACAAACUAGAACCUUUGUUAAGGUUUAUAAAUCAGGGUCUUUUGGAAGAUCAUUGGAUAUUUCUGCAUUCAGCAGCUACAAUGAGCUCCGCAGUGAACUUGCCCAAAUGUUUGGCCUUGAAGGCCAGUUGGAGGACCCCUUGAGAUCAGGCUGGCAGCUUGUAUUUGUUGACCGGGAGAAUGAUGUUCUUCUCCUCGGCGAUGACCCCUGGCCGGAGUUUGUUAACAGUGUCUGGUGUAUCAAGAUACUUUCCCCGCAGGAAGUGCAGCAAAUGGGCAAACGUGGCCUGGAGCUUCUGAACUCCGUGCCAGUUCAGAGGCUCUCAAAUGGCAGUUGUGAUGAUUACAUGACCCGACAGGGCUCGAGAAAUCUCAGCUCCGGUAUCGCCUUUGUUGGUUCUUUGGACUACUGAAUGAAUUCUAGACCUGUUACAAUACUGUUUUUCACCUGUAAUAGUACUGUGCCGUGGAAAAAACCUUUUUGUAGGUGGAAACAACUGCCUAACUCUAGCUUUGAAGUUUAUAUUCAUACAAGCCAAUAGUGAUACUGUAAUUAUAAAAAAGAUCCCUGUAUCCUAUGUUAUUAAAGCAAGCUUAGCUUUUUCCA